AUGCGCACCUUCGCUAUUCUCGCUACUAUCGUCGGCCUGGCCGCGGCCCAAAGCACAACAACCACCACGGUCCCCGCCGUAGCCAGCUCCGCGACCUCCGCACUCGGCAGCGCCCUCAGCACCACCGACAGCUCCGCAAUCGCCUCCCUCUCCAGCUCGCUGUCCUCGGCCCUCUCCUCUGCCAACUCGGCCGCCUCGUCUGGCAUCAGCUCCAUCACCAGCGACGCCUCCAGCGCCAUAGCCAGUCUCUCGUCCGAGCUGUCCACCGCUACGGGGCCCGCCCGCUCGUCCAUCAGCUCCGAGCUGGCUAGUAUUACCAGCUCGGCCAAGUCUGCGGCGAGCUCGGCAGCCAGCUCGGCGACCAGCGAGGCUGGAGCUACUACUACUAGCGCGACGGACACCGGGAAUGCGGCCGCUGCGAGGCAGACGGCUGCGGUUAUGGGGUUGGGCGCGCUGUUUGGGGGCAUGGUGGCGUUUGCUAACUUGUGA
Molecule: messenger RNA, 489 nt
Organism: Dichotomopilus funicola
Lineage: Eukaryota; Fungi; Ascomycota; Sordariomycetes; Sordariales; Chaetomiaceae
Exons: 2
Coding region: 1-489 (162 amino acids)
Source: RefSeq, a predicted model, not a curated record